AUGUGCGCUCCAGUGAAAAGGCCAAGGUGUUUCAGGUAUCGAAAGCAGAAGAUUGAGUGCAGGUCGAGUGAUUCGGGAUUUGAGGAAGAUCUGUUUACUCCCUCUUCUAGUCCUUCUCUGGACUUGACACAUAAUAGCCAGAGUGCAGAUGUACACACGCCACACAGAGAUAUAUCAGAGUUGAGCAUUUUCAGGGAUUAUGGAGAAAGCAGCUUCAACAUUCAGAAAAGCAAGGAAGAAAAGUUCCUCCCUAUUAACUGCUUAUCUCGACAGCCACAGGUCACGGCAGAGGCACGCUGUAGAUUGGUGAGCUGGCUAAUCCCCGUCCAUAGACAUUUCAAACUGUCCUUCGAGACCUGCUGUCUCACCAUCAACAUCAUGGACAGAUUCCUCGCCACCACGCCGGUGGCAGCCGACUGUUUCCAGCUGCUGGGAGUCACAUCGCUACUCAUUGCCAGUAAACAGGUUGAAGUUUACUCGCCCAGCAUUAAACAGCUGCUUUCCCUGUGCUGCGACACCUUCACCAGAGACCAGCUGUGUAAUCUGGAGUGCAUCGUCUUAAUGCGGCUGAACUUCAGGCUGGCAGCACCCACUCCAGCCUUCUUCUUGGACCAUUUCAUGAACCAGCGACUGGCAUGUGGCAGCAGGGGCGAUGCGGGGAGGUGCUGGAGUCUGGCGAGGAGGAUCUGUGAGCUGAGUCUGGCCGACUAUGCCUUUAAUCGCUACCCGCCCUCAGUAAUGGCGCUGUGUGCUGUGGAGUUGGCGGAGCUACUGCUGGGGGAAGCCCCCGGUGCUGACCUGCAGCGGGGAGAGGAGGGUGCCCACACACUCGCCCAGGACUGCGUCCACAAUCUGAGGCUGCUGGUGACCCUGAAUCAGGAGGUGCUGCACACUAUGGCGGAACUGUGA
This is a messenger RNA of Megalops cyprinoides (Indo-Pacific tarpon), 909 nucleotides long. Its product is annotated as cyclin-O protein B. Lineage: Eukaryota; Metazoa; Chordata; Actinopteri; Elopiformes; Megalopidae. Gene Ontology annotation, biological process: regulation of cyclin-dependent protein serine/threonine kinase activity; mitotic cell cycle phase transition. The transcript is spliced from 3 exons. Gene Ontology annotation, cellular component: cyclin-dependent protein kinase holoenzyme complex; cytoplasm; centrosome. Gene Ontology annotation, molecular function: cyclin-dependent protein serine/threonine kinase regulator activity. The record is from RefSeq and is a predicted model, not a curated record. The coding region runs from base 1 to 909 and encodes 302 amino acids.